Pungitius pungitius (ninespine stickleback) is the source of this 3172-nucleotide messenger RNA. RefSeq lists its product as uncharacterized. Gene Ontology annotation, molecular function: phosphatidylinositol binding. The record is from RefSeq and is a predicted model, not a curated record. The transcript has 16 exons. Gene Ontology annotation, cellular component: endosome. The coding region runs from base 147 to 2717 and encodes 856 amino acids. Lineage: Eukaryota; Metazoa; Chordata; Actinopteri; Perciformes; Gasterosteidae.
CAAUAAAGUCCCCGCCCCCUCCCGGUAUCAGCCCUCGUUUAACAGCGUCCUCGUCCUCGCUGACUAUGCGAACCACCACCACCGACACCGACAGCGACGCGGGGGCCGCGGGCGCGCAGCGCCUCGAGUAGCGGGGGGAAGGAACGAUGUCUCUGCGGCGCCUCUCCGUCGCCGCGGCUCUGUGCGCCGCGUGGCUCCUCUCCGACUGCACGCCGACUCAGUGCGUCGUCUGCUGCCUCUUUUGUUUCGCCGCUCCGCUGUUGCUCGCGAGGAGCCGGCGCGUGGGCAGCACUCAGACCGACGGGGGGUCGGGGGUCUGGCACCCGCUGCAGGAGCCCGUGGAGGGAGUGUUGUCCGGGGGCUUGUCCCAACGUCCCCCUGAGCCGUCCGAGUCCCAGUACCCACUCGUGAAGACGUCCCUGCAGCAAGUGUUCGAGUGCGCCUACGCCCAGCUGCUCCUGCCCUGGUACGGCGUCUCGGAGCCUCGCCGGCGCCAGCCCCUGCACCAGGUGCUCAGCGGGGAGCUGGACUUCGUGUUCGACCGCGUCAUCCGGCGAGCCGAGGGCUUCGACGUCUGCCAGGCGGCCGUGGGCUGCGUUCGGAUUUUGACUCAGCACUUGCAUAACGCGAAGCAGUCUGACAGGGAGGCCUCGUUGAGCUCGAGGGCGGAGGAGGUCGCUGCUCUCCGCAAGUGUUCCGACGCUCUGGUGCGUAACCUUUUCCACGAAGCUCUCUGGAGCCACGAGGUCAACCGCUGUGCCUUGACUGAGAUCAUUGCCUUAAAGGGGCUCGGUCUGCUGGUGACGUGGCUGUCGGACCCCGACACCCUGAACCAGCUGGUGGUGAGCCAGCUGGACAGCGCGACCCCGACGGGCUCCGUGGAGGAGCUUUGUGGAUCCGACUCGGAUCGAACCUCUCCGGCUUCAGAGGAGGGCGAAGGCAGGGACGGGAGCUCGCAGGGAGCAGCGAUUUCAACCGGCACCGGACUCUCAACCAAAAGGAAAGCAAACAAGUUAAAAGAAGGAUGGUCUAAAUUUGUGGACAAGGUGAAGUGUAAGCCGGAGAAGGACAAGAAGAAAAUCAAGAAGAAGAAGCUGAAGACCGUGGAGCAGGAGCUGAUCGUCAGGGUCAUGUCGAUGCAGGGAGACGCGUCCAGCGACUGCUCCGUGGGCAGCAGGGACGGCUCCGUCCUCAGCAUGCAGGACUCCGACAGGGACGACAGUGAUCUGGAAGACUACUUGACCAGCGUGAAGGAGAACAUGAUGGAAUUCAAGCUCUCGUACGAGAUGUGGCGCGUCGGCCGCUGGGCUGUCAGCAUCCCUCACGCCGACUGGGAGGAAGAGGAGCUGAUCUUCACCGUGCACCUGGAGGAGGAGAAAAGCCCCGAGAACCUUCAGUGGGACAUCAGGAAGACCUACAUGGAUGUCGUACACUUCCGCAACAGAUGGCAGGACUCAACCAGUUUACCCACAAUCCUGGUGCUCGAGGGGUCGGAGGGCGAGGGCAAGGAGGAAGCCAGAGUAUCAGUGGAGCAAUUUCUGCAGGCGUUGGUGUCAGAUAAUCUCAUCGGCCUCACCCAACCGGUUUUCCAGUUCCUCUGUCCUCUCGACAAACUGCUGAAUGAGGAAGAACUCAACGGGGGCGUGUGGGGCCUCCUGAGCGGCUUGGCUUACUUCCUGACUCCUGGUCAGGAGGAAGAGGAGAGCUCGAGCCCCAAAGAAACGGCAAGACUAGAAACCCCCGGUGCCUUUACCGAGGAAGGCGGUGAAGUUCCUGGUUCCUCCAUCCCGACCUUUGUGAUCUCCCAGCAUGGUUCUCCUCCUCCGGAAUGGCCUGAAGGAGCAGGAGCUCCCUGCCCUGUCGCCUCCGACUCUCAGAGCGGAAACGCUUCCAAGGACAAAACAGAGGACUCUGAUAAUGUCUUGACCUUUCACCUAAGGAAUAUCUUCAAAGGACUGACCCGAUCCAGGUCGCAAGAGUCUCUGGCCUCGACGAGGAACGCCAGCGACGAAGACCCGCCCGAUUCCGACCCGUCGCCCCACAGCGGCCGGAGCGAGAGGCCGGAAGGCCUGUCGCUGCUUCACUUCAGUGGCUGGUCGAACAAAAAAGAGAGGCCGUGUUUCAAGCUCCCCGGCGGUGGUGGCGCUGCCAAGACGAAGGGGAAGCAGCCGGGCACUUUGCCAAGAGGCGAGGACUCCCAGUGUCAGAAGAGCCAAGUCAACUGGGAGCAGCUGGAGGCCACCAAAGCCAUCUUUGAUCUGCUCAAAGAAAUAUCUGGGAACUCCAUCCUCAUAAACAUAUUCGAUGCCAUUUUGAAACCUGUUAUGCCCAUCUUGAAAAAAAAAGUAAACUCUUUCCUGAACAAGAUGAACCCGACAGAGGUGCAAAUGGCCGCAUUAAUAGACGCCAUGCGGGAAAAACAGUGGCCAGAUAUUAAGCCGGCUGCUCCUCCUGCUCCUCUUCCUCCUCGCACUGACGAGCAGAAGAACGAGACGAGGGAACGAGCGCACAACCUCAUCAACGCCAAAUAUUCAAACUAUCUUGUCCUGAAGAAAACGGACGUGGAGACGGUUUUUAAUAUUUUUCAGAACCGUAAAGAAAACCAACUGCUGCUCCAUAUGCUCCUGACAUUCCUCUUGAAAGAAUUUCUCCCCAAUGAGGAUUCCCUAAAUGUAAGUGCCGCUGCCCCAGAGAAAGUGACCAAGUCCACCAACUGAUCUGUGGAUCCCUGAAUGUGUUUUAAUGGUACUUUCUCAAUUUAUUUUUAGAAUAUAAAAGUAUUUAUUAAACAGCCUUAAAAUAUGAUAUCGCUGUCAAACAUUACUGUAAUUUUUACCUCGAACAUCAAAUGUACUGUUAAUAUUUCUGUGAAUUUCCUUUUUUUUUUUUUUUUGUAUAAGUGAACUUGUAAGUUUGAAAUCACAAACCUUCUUUUUUGAGACCCAGCUGCAUAUUGUAAAAAGGAGAGAACCGUAUUUCAUUACUUUUUGGAUUGCACUGUUCACAUCUUGAUGUAAAACAAUUUUUUACAUUUUCUAAAAGAACUUGUCACUUUGAGCACUUUUGCGAGGUGAGUGUUUAUUUUCUAAACUUUUAGGCAUAACGUUUUAUGCAACAUGUCUGUACAAUUAUCAAACCAUCUUGUAAAAGAAAUAAAAUAUUUUAAUACUUC